AUGGCGGAUCAGAACGACGAUAUACUCGAUGGAAUACAUCCUCGAAUGAAUAUUUUACAAGCAGAAAAAAUCGGUUUUACAGAUAUUGAUGAAUAUUACAUGGGAAAUGUUCGACGUGGCACGGCAGUUAUUAUUAACAAUCGAGAUUUUCAUCCUAGUACAGGUUUGAAUACUCGUGAUGGGACAAAUAUGGAUGCUAGUCGAUUGGAUAUGACACUUUCUGGACUUGGUUUCGAUACGAAAGUCUAUCAUAAUCGAACAGCGUUACAAAUUUUAACCAUUGUUGAACAAGAAGCGAAAGCGGAUCAUUCCCAAUGUGAUGGUUUCAUGUUUGUUUUGUUAUCGCACGGAGACGAACGAGAUAUUGUGUAUGGUUUUGACCAACCACUGAAUAUCAGCGCAUUGACUGAACCAUUCAAACGAUCAGCGAAUUCGUUACUUGGCAAGCCGAAGAUUUUCAUUUUUCAAGCAUGUCGUGGUCAAAAAGUCAUGACAUCUCAUCAAAAACUACCUCGAAAAGAUAAUCAUGAAAUGAUUGGUAUCACAUCACAUAUUCCUUCGGAAGCAGAUUUUCUCAUGGUAUAUUCGACCAUACCUGGUUAUUAUGCUUGGCGCAACUCCGCCAAAGGUUCAUGGUUUAUUCAAGCUUUAUGCGAUAUGUUACAUAAACAUAGUCACGAAUGGGAUUUGUUAAGAAUUUUAACAAAAGUCAAUCGUCGUGUGGCAAUGGAUUAUCAUUCGAAUUGUUCUGAUCCUUAUAUGAACCAACGUCAACAAAUUCCCGUAUUCGUUUCGACCUUAACUAAAGAUCUUAAACUAUCUUCUAAAUCCAAAUAA
Molecule: messenger RNA, 837 nt
Organism: Adineta ricciae
Lineage: Eukaryota; Metazoa; Rotifera; Eurotatoria; Adinetida; Adinetidae
Source: the annotation of a GenBank genome assembly